AUGGGUCCUUCCCUUUCAACUGGCUUGUGGUGGCCUGGAGAAGCCCUGUCCAAGUUUUCAGGUUCUGGAGAAGACUCGCCCACAGAGUCACGGGCGCUCGGGCUGUCCCGCGUCUCACGCAGCACGGUCGGGGAGAUCCGCUGGCUGCGGACCCUGGGGGCAGCACGCGUCCCCUCACUGCGCGCCGCCAGCCUUCGGAUCGCCCGGCGCAGCGACCCCAAUCCAGAGCGCGUCCCGAGCCCUCUGGGGUCCCCUCUCCUCAGAGCGCUGUCCCAAGCCCUCUCGGGGUCCCCUCUCUUCAGACCCCCUGCCCCAACCCUCUGGGGUCCCCCCUCCUCAGAGCGCGUCCCGAGCCCUCUGGGGUCCCCCCUCCUCAGAGCGCUGUCCCAAGCCCUCUCGGGGUCCCCUCUCUUCAGACCCCCUGCCCCAACCCUCUGGGGUCCCCUCUCUUCAGACCCCCUGCCCCAACCCUCUGGGGUCCCCCUUCCUCAGAGCGCGUCCCGAGCCCUCUGGGGUCCCCCCUCCUCAGAGCGCUGUCCCAAGCCCUCUCGGGGUCCCCUCUCUUCAGACCCCCUGCCCCAACCCUCUGGGGUCCCCCUCCUCAGAGCGCGUCCCGAGCCCUCUGGGGUCCCCCCUCCUCAGAGCGCUGUCCCAAGCCCUCUCGGGGUCCCCUCUCUUCAGACCCCCUGCCCCAACCCUCUGGGGUCCCCUCCCCUCAGGGCGCUGUCCCGAGCCCUCUGGGGUCCCCCCUCCUCAGAGCGCGUCCCGAGCCCUCUCGCGUUUCCCGCUCAGACCCGCUACCUCAGCAGCUCUCGGGGUCUCCUCUCCCCAGUCCCGACAAACCCUCUCCCGAACUCCCGCCGCUCGAGUCCUCCCGGACCUCACUCCGCCCAGGGUCCCCUUGCCUCGGCUCACUCUGUCACCGUCCCGCGCCCCAGUGCUCUCACCUCAGACCUGCUGUCACCACCCCCGGGCCCGGCGUCGCCGCCGCCUCCGCCGCUUCCUCUCCCACACUUGUUCCCGAGUCGCUCUUCUGCCGCUGGUCCCCCGGAGGAUGCCCGGGUCGGGUCGUUGAGUGCCGGGUCCGGCCACGCAGAGCCUCCGCCCGCGGUCUCGGGGUCGGGUCCCACUCUUUCAGGCAGGACCCCGCCGCCGUCGCCGCCGGGCGCCACACGGACCCUCCCGCAGCCGCCGCUGCUGCUGUCCGAGGUGCGGCUCCUGCCAGGGGUGGCCAAUCGCACCCGACUGCGCCGAGCGCGCUCCGCCCCACGGUCUCAGUUCGCCCGCCCCCUGCCCCCGACCACGCCCCCAGCUCGGCUCCAAUAG
Messenger RNA from Canis lupus familiaris (dog), 1326 nucleotides. RefSeq names its product proline-rich protein 36-like. NCBI's taxonomy places the organism in Eukaryota, Metazoa, Chordata, Mammalia, Carnivora, Canidae. The coding region runs from base 1 to 1326 and encodes 441 amino acids. The transcript has 3 exons. The record is from RefSeq and is a predicted model, not a curated record.